Molecule: messenger RNA, 2727 nt
Organism: Dermacentor andersoni
Lineage: Eukaryota; Metazoa; Arthropoda; Arachnida; Ixodida; Ixodidae
Source: RefSeq, a predicted model, not a curated record
AUGCCACCACCGCAGGCCCACCUGUCACCGCGCGGCCACGGAGGCUCGCUGGAUCGUGGUUGGAAGUCGCCCGCCGCGCAUAGCGUACUGCUGCGUCGCGACUCCAAAAAACUGCCUACCUUCCACUGGUGCUCGGAGAGCACGAAGAAGAAAAAGACGUCUUGGGCUACCGCAGUGUGGCUGACUGAUCCGUUGCCCGACGCCCCAACUCGCCUUAUGGUAAACGCAUCGCCCAAGGCAGUGGGUGCAAUACUACAGCAGCACGAUGGCACAGACUGGAGGCCACUGGGUUUCUUCUCAAAGCGCCUGUCAUUACAACAAGUGCUGGAGGGCGGGGUCACUGCCUCAGCAGUGGAAGGCUGGCAAGACCAUCCUCAUCCCCAAACCAGGUGGCAGGAUUACCUGGAGGAGUCGGGACUAUACCCCACCACGAUCAUCGGGUUACGGCGUUCCCUCGGCACCCAAGACGCGAUGAUUCUGUUGAAGAAGGAUUUAAUUGACGAUGACACCCUAACGAAAGACAACAAAGGCAUUCUGGGGCUGGACCUGCAGAGCGCCUUCGACAAGAUCUCGAACCCCAUAGGUGCCUUCUUCAGUUUAACAAAAUGCUCCUCCAGUGGCACAUCAAUGCAGGUGGCCCGGAGGAGAACCAUCAGCACGAAAGGACAGCACGUCGAAGCGAAUGAGAAAGCUCAAGCAAAGACCAUGCACCGCGGCAAGGUGAUCAUGCUGGUGGUCGUCCCAGCGCUGGCCCUCUUGAUAGCCGCGGUCGGGGCUUUCAUCUACAUGAUCACCCUGGAAAAGCCCGGAAAGCGCGUGGACACGUGCAGGAGCGAUGACUGCGCUGCCUUUGGCCAAGAGCUAAGCGCGGCCGUCAACUGGUCGGUCGACCCGUGCCAAGACUUCCACGCGUUCGUGUGCGGCGGAUGGAGCGACCCCAAGCGACGAGAGACGACCGAGUCGCGUAUGGUGGCUGCCGCCUUGGAUCUGGCGAUCGGGGAAGCUAAAGCCGACCUGACGUAUCGCAGCAAGGCGACGCAGUUCUUCGAGAGUUGCACCAUGGCCGGUAAGUGGGCUCAAGAGAACCUGAAAGAAUUCGCGGAUCUCCGGCACUCCUUGGGCCUGCCCUGGCCCGAGCAUAAGCCCAGCGGCGCAACGCACCCGCUCGACAUCAUGGUGAACCUGGCGCUGAACUGGGAAAUGAACUUCCUUUUCGACCUCGGCACCGUUACCGUAAGGAAUUCUACCGCGCUGCUCGUCUCCCGCGGUCGCCUGGAUGCCGUGUGGGAGGAGAAGUUCCGCAGUGUCAGGACGGUCAAAGCGUACGAGGAUUACGUGAACGGUUACUACAAAGUCCUCAACACCAACGGUGCGCAAUCUGGCGUGGGAGCAGCUGACCUCCUCGACAUCGAGACGGCCUUUGUCAACGCGAAGCUCGAGUUCCUAUACGACACUCCUCGGCAAGAAUGGUUCGAAGUCGCCGCCCUGGACUACAAGACGCCGUCUGUUCCGGUGGGCUCGUGGCUCGCUCUUCUGAGGAAGCACGACUGGCAGUUCGUAUGGACCGGCGGGGACACCGCGAUUGUCGAGGAUUGCAAAAUAUUGGAGAGCGUCGACAGGCUGCUGAAGGACAUGAACCACGACAAGCUGAUCAUCGGGCUCUCGUGGUUGUUCAUUCAGACGCACCUCUGGGCUGUUAAUGGGGAUCCUUCACUAAGAUUCGGCGGCAUCUACAAGAACCUGACACAGAUGAAGGAGCGCGGCUGCAUGGAAUACGUCGAAUCUCGUCUAGGGCUGCUCGGCUGGGCGACGACGCUAACCGAGCGCUUCGGCACGAAGGAGAACCGACUGCACAUCGCCAGUUUCCUGCAGCGAAUCAACGGGCAAACGAAGAACCUAGUAAACAAGCUCAGCUGGAUGGACCACGAUAGCAAACAGAUGAUCUUCUCGAAGCUGGACAAGAUGACCCGCACCAUACUGCCAGGGGACAGCUUCUUUGACGCUAAGAAACGCGAUAGGCUGUACGCCAUCUUUCCUGAAAUGCGCGGCAAGACCUUCAUGACGAAUCUAGUCAAGACGUCCGAGAUCUAUCGGGCGCUACGCAACCACAAAUACUUCGAGGACGUGUACAGCGUUCGCAUGUUUCCCCGGUUUGGUCGCGAGCGUUACCUCUACAUGCCAGACUUGAUGAUGCUCGCGUUACUGAACCUGAGCCCGCCGAUGUACUACAAGGAGGCGACGCUGGCGAUGAAAUACGGUGGCCUAGGCUCCUUCGCGGCUCGACAGAUGGCGAGGACAUUCGACGAUAUCGGCGUAAAGGUGGACGACUUAGGCAAGCACCGACUGUGGCUCGGAGCAGAGGCGGCAGCAACGCACGAGAUUAAGGCCAACUGCAAAGUCCACUCCGGCUCGGACAGCUCGCUGUGGCGCCCGAUGCGCGCGCUGCCCGUCAUGCCCGGGCUGGAGAUUGCUUACGAGGGCUUCUCGGCGGCCGUGGCAGUUGACUUUCGAGCUCUGGACGACUUCAAGGUGCUUCAUCUGGAAGCGUUCACAGACUUCCAGAUCUUUUUCCUGGCGCACUGUUACGCAGUGUGCGCAAAGCGGCCGCAGACCAUGGGCGAUGACUGCAACGUUCCGGCCAAGAACUCGCCCGUUUUCGCAGAAGUGUUCCAUUGUCCCGCGAACGCGCCCAUGAAUCCGCCAGAGAAAUGCACUUUUUUUUACUAG